GUCAGUAACUCCCAGAUAUGAUAUGACAAAAGAUACAGACACAGGACAGAACAUGAAGUUUUCUGUCUCCAGAUAAGAUACUCAUGGAUCUCGACAAUAUACAUUGGAUUUUAUCUCAUUAUAACAAGGAUUUAUAGUUUAUUGAUAUAUAUUUUACAAGAAAAUGAAUCGAUACCAGAUAAUAAAACAGUUGGGGGAUGGGACCUAUGGAAGUGUGUUGCUGGCCAACAGUGCUGAGACAGGAGAAAAAGUGGCAAUCAAAAAAAUGAAGAAAAAAUAUUACUCAUGGGAUGAAUGUCUGAAUUUAAGAGAAGUUAAGUCCUUACGGAAACUGAACCAUGCCAACAUAGUGAGGCUGAAAGAAGUCAUUCGAGAAAAUGACCAGUUGUUCUUUGUGUUUGAGUUUAUGAAAGAGAACUUGUACCAGAUGAUGAAAGACAGAGACAAAUUAUUUCCAGAGUCUGUGAUCAGAAAUGUCAUUUACCAAGUUCUUCAGGGAUUGGCUUUCAUGCACAAGCAUGGCUUCUUCCAUAGAGAUUUAAAACCAGAAAAUCUGCUAUGCACAGGCUCAGACUGUGUCAAAAUUGCUGACUUUGGAUUAGCAAGAGAAAUAAGGUCAAGGCCACCCUACACAGACUAUGUGUCAACUCGGUGGUACCGGGCACCAGAAGUGUUGUUACGGUCCGUCAGUUACAGCUCGCCCAUUGAUAUAUGGGCAGUGGGCUGUAUCAUGGCUGAACUCUACACCCUCAGGCCUUUAUUUCCAGGAAGCUCAGAAAUUGAUGAGAUUUUUAAAAUAUGUUCCGUGCUGGGCACACCAAAGAAGGAAGAGUGGGAUGAGGGAUAUAAACUGGCAGCUGCUAUGAACUUUAGAUGGCCACAGUGUGUUGCCAAUAAUUUAAAGACUCUAAUACCAAAUGCUAGUAAUGAAGCUAUCCACUUAAUGAAGGAUAUGCUACUGUGGAAUCCGCAAAAAAGACCUAAUGCCAGUCAGUGUUUACGAUAUCAGUACUUCCAAGUUGGACAGAAUCUAGGAACCACACAGGUUACCAACCGUCCUCAGGUUACGAACAAAAUCGCUAGCCCCGUCAACCCUACCCCCACCAAGGGGCUCCAAGAGGAGAAAUAUUCCUUCAGUCCAAGUAAACCAGUGGAAUCCAAACCAGUUAAUUCCCCUGCCCAGCCCUCAUUUGGGAUAUCUAAGCCUGUAGAAAAUAGUGAACCUUUUGCAGUCUCUGUGAAGAAGAAGCAGCAGCCAAGUGGACGUAAACGUUGGGGGGCAGGACUCUCUGACACAUGGGAUGAUUGGGACGACUUUGAUUUCGGUACCUCCCCUAAGAAAAACACCUCUAAAAAUAUUAUCCCUCCUAUUGGUAACAAGCCAAAAUUUGAACCAAAGAAACAGAGUGUGAUGCAUAAAGAAAAUCAUUUUGAUGAUGAAGAUGACUUCUUAUCGAGUAUACUAAAGAAACCCAGUAAGCCGGCCAAUAGAAUUCCUUCAGGACGGUCCUCUGCCUCCUCAGCCAAGCAACAUUACCUGGGGAAGGCUCGAUACUUGCCAGGUAUAAACCCAAGAAAUAGUGCCAAGAAAGACAGUCCUAACAGUUUAUGGAACACUCCAUCCAAACCCUCUGUGGGGGCUUUGCCCAGCAUGGGGGCUAAAAACACCAACCUGGGGACCUUAGGUGGGGGGCCCAGUAGUUAUGGCAUGAGAAACAAUGCUGACAACUCCAGCUAUGUACCGUCAUUUUUAUCCAAUACCAAAGGUGGUUCAAAUUAUCCUUCUGUGAAUUGGAAGAGAGCUCAGCCAGCACCAUUAUCAAUAAACAACAAGAAUUCUGCAGGAUAUCGCCAGCCCCUGGGAGGGAAUACAAAAACACAUGGACGCACUGACUGGGCUUCAAAAUAUUUAAAGUCCUGACUUGUUCCGACAAAGAACUAGAUUCUGAUGCUGGGCCCCCUCCCACUCACAGACACACAGACAAUGUCUGUACUCAUCUCACCCCUCCUCAUUCUGUGAUAAAUUGUUAUUUUUUAUGUAGAUACAAACACUAUUUAACUACUGUUCAAUCAUGACAAGGUGAAUUGUACAAUAUUUAUUGCUCUAUUUGUUUAUACAAAUUUA
Molecule: messenger RNA, 2125 nt
Organism: Saccostrea cuccullata (small rock oyster)
Lineage: Eukaryota; Metazoa; Mollusca; Bivalvia; Ostreida; Ostreidae
Product: serine/threonine-protein kinase MAK-like
Exons: 14
Coding region: 164-1921 (585 amino acids)
Biological process (GO): intracellular signal transduction; protein phosphorylation; intraciliary transport
Cellular component (GO): cytoplasm; cilium; nucleus
Molecular function (GO): protein serine/threonine kinase activity; ATP binding
Source: RefSeq, a predicted model, not a curated record